AUGGAUUGGGUUCGAGGUCAGUUUUUAGGUAGGGGAAACUUCGCCACGGUUAAUUUAGCCACACAUAUAAAACAUUCUCUUAAUUUUUCGUGUAUCACCGCCGUCAAAUCCUCCGAAGAAUACACCUCGCAUUUUCUCCAAAAAGAGAAACAUAUACUAGAUCGUUUAGGUUCUUCCCCGUAUAUUAUCAAGUGUUUUGGUCACGAUCAUACUUUUGAAGACGACCAAGAGUGUUAUAAUAUAUUUCUUGAAUACGCCGUUGGUGGAACACUUUUCGAUCAGCUCAAAAAUCAUGGGGAUAAGUUCUCGGAAACUCUCGUUCGCCGUUACACGAGGUCUAUUGUAGAAGGACUUAAACACAUUCAUGAAAGUGGUUUCGUUCAUUGUGACGUGAAGUUACAAAACAUCCUAGUAUUCGAUCAAGGAAAUGUUAAGAUUUCAUAUUUUGGUCUUGCAAAGGUGGAAGGUUUAGAACAUGGUGAGAAGAAGUUGAAAUGCCGAGUAACUCCUAUUUUUAUGGUGCCAGAGUCGAUUAAUGAUAGUAUUUAUGAGUCUCCGGUGGAUAUUUGGGCUCUUGGUUGCGCUGUCGUGGAGAUGAUUACCGGUAAACCAACAUGGAAUAUGAGUAGCAAGGCAAAUAUGUGGUCGUUGAAGAUUCAUAUUGGGAUUGGGGAAGAGUUACCUUUGAUUCCAAAUGAAUUAUCAGAAGAAGGCAAAGAUUUUCUUAAUAAGUGUUUUGUUAAAGAUCCUUUAAAAAGAUCGAGUCUUGAAAUGCUUUUAAAACACCCUUUUAUUUCGGAUGAUGAAACUCUUUUAUCUUUAAAAGGGUUAAUAAAUAAGUCGCAAUUACCAUUGAUGUCUCCCAGAACUCAUUUGGAUUAUUCUCAAUGGGCUUCUUGUGAAGACUUUACCGAUGAAGACUCCAACAAUUUAUUACGUUGUUACAGAUCAAAAGCCGUAAGGUUGGUUAGUAAAUUAGAAUUUUGA
This is a messenger RNA of Lathyrus oleraceus (garden pea), 987 nucleotides long. RefSeq names its product mitogen-activated protein kinase kinase kinase 20-like. NCBI's taxonomy places the organism in Eukaryota, Viridiplantae, Streptophyta, Magnoliopsida, Fabales, Fabaceae. The transcript has a single exon. The record is from RefSeq and is a predicted model, not a curated record. Gene Ontology annotation, molecular function: protein kinase activity; ATP binding. Gene Ontology annotation, biological process: signal transduction; protein phosphorylation. Bases 1 to 987 code for a protein of 328 amino acids.